Setaria italica (foxtail millet) is the source of this 1647-nucleotide messenger RNA. Its product is annotated as F-box/kelch-repeat protein At3g23880. Bases 163 to 1389 code for a protein of 408 amino acids. The transcript is spliced from 2 exons. NCBI's taxonomy places the organism in Eukaryota, Viridiplantae, Streptophyta, Magnoliopsida, Poales, Poaceae. Gene Ontology annotation, molecular function: protein binding. The record is from RefSeq and is a predicted model, not a curated record.
GCUUGUAAACUAGGUUAACUGGACCUGAUAUCCUCCCGCCUGUUGCUGCAAUGCGGCCCAGCCCACAAAACACUAUCCCAUUCUCUCCCCUCAGAUCUAUCAGGCACCCGCGCCGCUACGUCUCCGGCGGCGCCCGGCGAUCCCCAUCGUCCCCGGCGCGGCAUGGACCACCCCAAGAGGAGCGCGGCGGCGGCGCCCUCCCUGCCCGACGACGCCCUCGUGGAGAUCCUCUCCCGCGUCCCCGCCAAAUCCCUCUGCCGUUUCAAGUGCGUCUCCAGGGCCUGGCGCGACCUCAUCGCCGACCGCCUCCGCUGCAACAGGCUCCCCCAAACCCUCGAGGGCUUCUUCUACGUCUUCGACGGCGACGAUGAGACGCAGGGCGGCAGCAGCGAUGCCGGCGGCGUGAGCCCGGAUCGCGCCGUCCACGGGCGCUUCAUCAACACGCUGGGUAAACCCUCGCCCCUCGCGUCUUUCUCCUUCCUGGGGAAGGUGCCGGGGAUCGAGGAAUUCGGUCUCCUGCGCUCCUGCAACGGCCUCCUCCUCUUUGGCCACAGAAGGGCUGGAGAUUCCUAUGAUUCACUGGGCUACAUCGUCUGCAACCCCGCCACCGAGCAAUGGGUGGCCGUGCCCAGCUCCGGCUGGGGACCUGAUUACAAUGACGAGAGUGAGGACUCUGACUCCGACACUGAAACUAGCUGUACUUUCACCUAUUUGGUUUUCGAUCCUGCCGCGUCCUCGCACUUUCAGCUGGUACAGUUCUGGGUCGACGAUACUUCGCGCGUGGAAGCGGUGCACACCUACUCCUCUGAAACUGGGGUAUGGUGUGAGAGGCUAAGCACGUGGGGUGAUGAUUUCGUAGCAUUCUUUGCAGGAAGCGCCUUUGUUGGUGGCAUGCUGCAUUUCAGUAACACCAGCUAUUUCGGAUGGGAAAUAGAUCAGGAGCUAAUAGUUGCAGUUGAUGGGGAAGGUGGGAUUUGUAGGGUCAUCAGUGGGCCGCAGAAACUUUGUGAUGUUGCUUUUGUUGGUCAAUCCCAAGGGCGCCUGCAUUACAUGAAUCAACAUGGAGACAGCACAGGCGACAUGACUGGGCUGUCCAUUUGGGUUCUUCAGGACUAUGACACAGAAGAAUGGGUUCUGAAACACAGUGUGACCUUUAUGCAGCUGUUUAGAAGAAUGAGUUGCCGAGUUCAGUAUGACUAUAGUGUGAUUGCCAUUCACCCAGAUCGCAAUCUGAUCUUUUUCUUUCAGCACUGGAACCUGGAACUGAAAUCAUAUGACAUGGAUAGCGAGGAAGUGUGCACCCUCCACACUCUAGGGGUUUGCCCCCAUAAUAUUUUACCAUAUGUUCCCUAUUUCGCAGAGUCAUCGGCCCUUGCUGGUAAGCACUGAAAUUGUGGCUUGUGAGGUACUAGACAAAUUUGACGUUCCAAGUGUGGAUCACAGGAGCAGCUAGCAACAUAAACAUAUCUGUAGAAUUAGGUAUCUGAUGGUACUUCAAUGUAUUCCUUCUUGUGCAUUUUGUCCACUUGCGGCAUGCGUGUAAAUUAGCACUACAUAUGUAUGCAAUUGCCUAAGUCGCGCAAUGUAUGAUGUUUCAACUUCAAUCAAGUUAAAGUUCAAAUCCCGCACUUUGUGUUUCUAGAAUCA